AUGGAUGAUGCGGCGGACGAGGAUUACGACUUCGAGUACGAAGAGGACGAAGACCUCGACGAUGCCGACGCAGAUAUCGAGAAUCGCUACUACAACGCCAAGAACAUCAAGGACUCGGAUCCCGAUGGCGCGAUACGAGAGCUUCAAGCCGUCGUCGACGCCGAAAAGGAAAAGGGUGAUUGGGGCUUCAAGGCGCUCAAGCAACAGACCAAGAUCAACUUCCAUCGGGGACGUCAUGCCGAGGCUCUCCAGACAUAUACGCAGCUUCUUUCUUACACAAAGAGCGCAGUCACGCGCAACUAUUCGGAAAAGUCCAUCAACAACAUCCUCGACUAUGUCUCGAAUGCCACCGAUGUCGGUCUCUCUACGAUGCAGUCCUUCUACGACGUUACAAAGUCUGCAUUAGAGGACGCAAAGAACGAGCGGCUAUCCGUCAAGACCGAUCUCAAGCUGGCACGCAUCUGGCUUGCGCGAAAGGAAUGGGGUCGCCUUGCAAAGUCGUUGAAGGAGCUGCGUGCUUAUUGCACCAGUCAGGAUGGCAGCGACGAUCAGUCCAAAGGCACCAUCUUGCUCGAAAUAUUUGCCCUCGAGAUCCAAAUGUACGGCGAGGUGGCCAACUACAAGAAGCUCAAGGAGGUCUACAACUCGACGCUCCAGGUCAAGAGCGCCAUCCCGCAUCCUCGCAUCAUGGGUGUCAUCCGCGAGUGCGGUGGCAAGAUGCACAUGUCCGAAAAGAAUUGGGCCGCCGCACAGGUCGACUUCUUCCAGGCCUUCCUCAAUUACGAUGAGGCCGGAAGCACGCAGAGAAUUCAGGUGCUCAAGUACCUUGUGCUGGCCCACAUGCUCAUGGGCAGCGAUAUCAAUCCAUUCGACUCUCAGGAGACCAAACCUUACAAGAACGAUCCCGAGAUCGUUGCCAUGACCAACCUCGUCGCAGCUUACCAGCGUAGAGAGGUGCAUGAAGCCGAAAAGAUCUUGCGCGAAAAUAAGCGCACCAUUCUCGAAGACUCGUUUAUUAAAGCCUACAUCGACGACGUCUUGCGAGGACUGCGCACCCAGUACAUCAUCGACACCAUCAAGCCCUACUCGCGCAUCCAGCUCGCUUACCUCGCACAGCAGCUCAAUAUUGGUGUCGACCAAGUCGAAGAUCUGCUCAUGGCGCUCAUCCUCGACGACAGCAUCAAAGCACGCAUCGAUCAAGUAGGCCAGUUCGUCGAACUCGAUCGCAGCGCCAGCAGCUCGGGCAAGCCACGAUACCAGGCGCUCGCAAAGUGGAACGUCGAGCUGGAUCGCAUCGGGACUUCGGUCCACACCAAGCAUUCAACGGGAGCAGCUAGUGGGUCCGGUACUAGCGUCGGUGGCUCGUUCCUCCGCAUGGGCAUGGGCCUCGGCGGCAUGGCGAUAGGUAUGGGCCCCUCUCUCCGAUGA
Molecule: messenger RNA, 1428 nt
Organism: Pseudozyma hubeiensis SY62
Lineage: Eukaryota; Fungi; Basidiomycota; Ustilaginomycetes; Ustilaginales; Ustilaginaceae
Exons: 1
Coding region: 1-1428 (475 amino acids)
Biological process (GO): protein deneddylation
Cellular component (GO): COP9 signalosome
Source: RefSeq, a predicted model, not a curated record